AGAGUUGCCGAAGGCAACAGGAGCGAGCGAUGAUGGAGGGGGGAAGUAGGCUUCCGUGGAUGAAAUAUGGCUCUCUUCUGUCCCUUUUGGUGGUUUUGUUAGCCGUCUGGCUCCGUUCACCGCAGAACACAGUCCUGGAUGACCGACUGGACACCGUGCUGUCGUCUUUGCUCCGGGCUGAGCGGAAAGUUGGGGUGAACAACGCCAGACCCAGAGUGGCAGUUGGUUUUGGAGGUUGUGUCGACCUCAUAGUAGAUGGUGUGUCAUUCCUAAAUAAGAUUGGCGUCUCUCAUACGGACCAGCCAUUACAUCACGACUAUCUAGAAAAUGCUGAACAACUCGCUCAGAGCUUUGCCUACUUCUUUGCACCAGGAGCUGCUGCAGAACGUUUUAUGAUUAAUGAGACCCUCUUUAGUGAGAUGGUCGAGAAUGCCCGCGACUUACCUGGAAACAGAUGGGCAGUAGGUGGCAACGCUCCUGUGAUGGCUAGUCGCAUGGCAACAGAAGGAUGUGAUGUGUUGUUAGGAGGAAGUUUCAGCACAGAUUUUACUGAAGUUCUAUCCCAGCAAAUUACAGUGGCUGGUAAAGUGAUAGAAGAACCAGAUAUCCAUCUGAUCCUGGAAUAUUCAUCUGGUGCCAGCUGGGACACCUAUACCUCACGUAGAGCCAACAGAUAUAUAAUUCACAGUGAUGCCCAUAACCCCUACUUGGACUCCUUGGAGGAUUUUGCAGAGAAACUUAAGGAUUUUAAACCUGAUUUGUUGGUAGUGGGAGGGCUUCAAAUGAUGGACAACUUCCCCUUUCAUUCAGGCGAGCGACAGGAAGUCCUCUCCCGGCUGGCACACCUGCUGACCACCUCAUCUCCUCAAAUUGGCAUCCAUUUCGAGAUGGCAAGUUUUGUGGAUGAGGAUAUAGUAGACGACCUUCUUCAUUACGUCAUUCCCCAUGCGGACUCUUUAGGUAUGAAUGAACAAGAGCUCCCAAACCUUCUCAGUUUACUCAAAGGUUCCAACAUAACUGUGCUGUCAGACCCAAACCCUCGUGUAGCUACUGUCCUCGAUCAGAUGAGGGAGGUAUAUCGCAUCCUGAACCAGCGCUACAAGGACGCUAACUCCGAUAGAAAGACCGACAGUGGGGAAUGGAAGGGUAAGCCACUGACCCGUCUUCAUGUCCACACUCUGGCCUUUCAGGCCAUGAUAGUGACCCACGGCUCCCAGUGGAAGAACACCAUGUCUGCUACUGCUAAGGCCUCGCUCACAGCUAACCGUCACGUCUGCGGGUCAAAUGACAUUGAUCUCAGGAAAGCUAGGCUCAUCAUGGACGACUCAUUCUCCGUUAGCCACCGUGAGGGCAGCCAGCGAAUCCUUCUGCAGGAGAGUCGGCCAGUCAGCUGCUGGGAUGAGGAUGAUUACCAGAUCUGUGUGGCGCCAGUGCUGGUGUGCACUGAAGUCUAUCAAACUGCAGGUGGAGGGGACAACGUCUCUGCUGCUGGCUUGGUGCUACAGAUUUAAACAGGGACACUGAAAGCUCCUUUUGACUCUGGAAACUUGGUAUAAGUGUAAUGCACCCUAUCCUUCAGGUACUGACAUGGCAGCAGGGCUAAAGCUAUUAAAUCUGCACCUCUCAGCCUAAAUGAUAAGACAAACUCAUUUUAUUACUGAAGAGUCAGAUCAUGGAUAUUUUUAUAGUUUACUGAGUUCUAGUUUUUAAAGGGGAUGGAAAACCAAAAAGAAAAAAAUGUUUAAGUGCGUUUUUCCUUUACAUUCUAACCAGACUUUUAGUCAACUGUGAAAACGUAAUAUCUUUUCCCUUUGUUUCAGGGGAGUCCCAGUGACUCAUUCUAUCCUGCAUCAAUAUUUACAAGUUAUGCUUUAUUUUUGUAGGAAUUUAUUGCUUCUGUUCUGUUUUGUAGCUAUAUAACGGAAAAAGAAAACACUUUAAUUUUCUUGAAACUGAUAAAUCUGUUCAACCAUUUGACUCUUGGGAUUAGAAUGGCUUGGUCUUGGAUUUUUCUUUUUUCUAUUAAGAAAAUGAGACUUCUGGCCUGGAUUAGAUCCAGAUAAAAUCAGGUUAUAGGUCUCUUUUUUUUUUUUGCACCAUUUAGCAGUUCUCAUAAUUUUUUUUUAAACGAAAAUUUGCACAACCAUCUUUUGUAGGUUCAGUUAUAUUUACAUUUCAGCCUGGAGCGCAGCUAUGCAGUUAAAAUGUGAUGAAAGACUCAGAAAUUAUUAUAUGUUCUGUUUCUUGAGAGGAUUUGAAUUACAAAUGCCUCACUUACCUCCUAGCAAAUAAUUUAUUCUGUAGAUGUUGCAAUUUCUGAGGUAAAGCCUACCAGAUUCCAAUUCUGCUUCUUUCCUCUGAUUUCUCUCUCUGUAAGGUAAAGUCUUACUAAAACGUUGCUGUUUCUCCCAGCAGAUGUGAAUAUUGUGCCUCGCUGUUUUGAUAGGUUUGUGUAUGUACUGCAAUUAUUUCUGUCGUUCACUUGCAGUGAAAUAAUACAAAAAUAUUGUGGAGGGACUGCUUUUGUUUGUUGGCUAUAAUCUCCUCUGUAUCUCUGUAAGUUUACCCUUCCAUCCCCUUGUUUUUGGCUCUGCUAGGACCAAAUGACCCAUGUGGUUUGCACUAAACAAUCUGCAUGUGUCGUUAUGAUUAUGGAUGAAUUGGAACAAUGUCUCAUCUUUAAUUUUUUGUUAAAAAGGUAAUUGUGAUCUAUACUUGAAACCAGUGCUGCACAGUAUAAAUGCCAUUUGUACCUUGUAGCCGUGGACCAUUCAUAAAUUCUAUAUUGCUUUGAAAGUCCUCAUCUCCAUUAAAGCAGGUUAUAGCGUGCGUAACCAAGCUUUUAUCAUGAAUAUCUAAAUGAAUCAGCAAUGGUCUUUUCAAUCUAUGCUUCCUUUUAUGUUUCCUGUGUUUUUGAUUACUAAUGCCACUGAACCUUGAAAGAAAUGAAGCCAGCUCUAUCUUCUCAUUAGGUACAAGUCAAACAUUCCAGCUGCUGCUCUCUUCUUAAAAAAAAAAGAAAUAUGUUUUAACCUUAUUUCUUUACAUAUAAAACAAAUGAGCUAUUUUCCUUGGUAAAGUUUUCUAUAGAACAGAAUGUUUUUUGUUACAUGUAUGGAGUCAGAAAUUAUACAAAUAAAAGUUAGGUAUUCAAUUGGUGUAAAUUCCCUUAAAUAUAUAUUUGUUUUUCCAGAUCUCCAAAUGAGCUCAGAGUAAAUGAUCUGUACUUUUUUUUUUUUUUUUUUUUUUUUUUUUUUUUUUUUUUCCUACUGUUUUGUAAAGAUUGGAUGUUUUUCAUUGAGCUUGCUUUUGUUUAAUUCUGUCUGUCUGGAGUUUUUUGCCCUAUAAAUUUCUCUUAAACUGUGAUUGGCUGUACUUUCCU
This is a messenger RNA of Cyprinodon variegatus (sheepshead minnow), 3382 nucleotides long. It is a transcript of the gene adpgk2, whose product is annotated as ADP-dependent glucokinase-like. Bases 30 to 1511 code for a protein of 493 amino acids. The record is from RefSeq and is a predicted model, not a curated record. The transcript is spliced from 7 exons. Lineage: Eukaryota; Metazoa; Chordata; Actinopteri; Cyprinodontiformes; Cyprinodontidae. Gene Ontology annotation, molecular function: ADP-specific glucokinase activity. Gene Ontology annotation, cellular component: endoplasmic reticulum. Gene Ontology annotation, biological process: glucose metabolic process.